AUGAAAGUGAUUAGAUUGAGUAUAUUACUCUUUGCCUGCGUGUUUUGUGUUAUGAUUAAAGCACAAGAAAAUGUCGUUUAUGAUACAAGGUAUUUUAAACACGAUGUGAAUGAAGCAAUUACACCUACAGUUCAACACGUUACCCGUACUGCCAACCAUGCUGGCGGGUUAAAGGAUACUAUUGCCAACUACAUUUAUCACUUGCAUUUUAUGGUGGCUAAGGCUCGUAUCGAAUUAAAAGCACACAACAACAAGAGACCUUCUACUCAAUACUCGAUCCAUGAUAUAAUUUUCCCUGUGACACAAUAUCUUCCUUCUUGGGUCUAUCCUUCUUCUCUAUGGAAAGAAGACCAUGUUUCCCGUAGACGUCAUAUUGCUCGUGUAUUGCGCUCUACGCCUCUCAUUGCUCGUCCUCACGUCGUCGGUGUCCGAGAUAGUGUGAUUGCAUGGACAAAAUCAGCCUCUCAGCAAUUAGAAAACAAUUAUACAACAGCCACGAUUGAAAAGCUUGAUUCUUUACUUCAAUCCGCCGAGGAUUUUGUCAUGGCUGCCACUGAUCCUGAAUUAAUGGACUCGAUAUUUUUAUCUUCUGGUUAUGUUGCAUUAGACGAUGCAGUCACUAGUUUCUUAAAGACCAACAAACAGGACUUUGACUUGGUUAUUCGCUCAAUUAAUCACGAAUUCAACGAUAUUGUCAGUCUUGCUGGUAACUUGCGUCGUUCUUUAGAAAGUGUACGUGACGAUGCAAUUGCACAAACAAAACUUAUUCGCGACGAGUUAUUUGCAUCUCAUAUCGAUCAUCGUUUGCGUCACUUGAACUGGCACAUUCGUACCGAAAUUCAAAACUUGGCACAAGAGUUACGCAAUGUAGAAGGAGAGGAUACAGAAGCAUCAAGAGUUGUAAGGAAGCAUACUGCAGAUUCAUUAAGAACGGAGAUCGAAACAUUGUAUGACAUCAAGAUGACAUUGGAGCGAUCCAAGACGUUCAUCCAUAGUGUCUGGUCAAAUGCUGCUCAUGAAUUAUUGCAGAGUCCCGCUUCUAUUGAUUAUUGGGUGGAUGUGGUAGCUGAAGUGAAAGAAGCUGCCAUGGAAUUGGCAAGAAGUUUGACAAAGAAACAUCAAGCGAGACGUAGAAAACAUUGUACCAAGUGUUCUUGUUAA
Gilbertella persicaria is the source of this 1161-nucleotide messenger RNA. RefSeq lists its product as uncharacterized. The record is from RefSeq and is a predicted model, not a curated record. The coding region runs from base 1 to 1161 and encodes 386 amino acids. Lineage: Eukaryota; Fungi; Mucoromycota; Mucoromycetes; Mucorales; Choanephoraceae. The transcript has 2 exons.